Messenger RNA from Xiphias gladius (swordfish), 867 nucleotides. It is a transcript of the gene dtd2, whose product is annotated as D-aminoacyl-tRNA deacylase 2. The coding region runs from base 192 to 695 and encodes 167 amino acids. The record is from RefSeq and is a predicted model, not a curated record. Gene Ontology annotation, cellular component: cytoplasm. Gene Ontology annotation, molecular function: D-tyrosyl-tRNA(Tyr) deacylase activity. The transcript has 3 exons. NCBI's taxonomy places the organism in Eukaryota, Metazoa, Chordata, Actinopteri, Istiophoriformes, Xiphiidae. Gene Ontology annotation, biological process: tRNA metabolic process.
GUUGACAUGAUCACGGAAGUGUGUCGCAUGAGAUGUCUUACGGUUUCCCUUUCACUCAGCGAGCCGGUCCUCUGGGUUUGCGCUAAGCUGCUUGGAUCGCGUCCGUGGCACCGGUCCCGCCGUUUAUGAAGUGGCCGCGGUGCAAACCCUGAGGACAAGCGAGGGGGACACGCGUUAAGGCCCCGGUAGCGAUGACAGAGAAAGGCGGCGUCCCGGUAGCUCGGGCGGUGCUGCAGCAGUGUCUGCGGGCCAGGCUGCAGGUGAAACCCGCUGAGGGACAGUCGGAGGCUGAGUUCGUCCAGAUCGACAGAGGAAUGGUGAUCUACAUCUGUUUCUUCAAAGGAGCCACAGACGACAUCCUGCCCAAGAUGGUGUCCACUCUGUUGAACGUGCGGCUGUGUGAGUCCGACUCGGGGAAGCUGGUGUCGGUGCUGGAGCUUCCCGGGAGCCUGCUGAUCGUCCCUCAGGCCACGCUGGGCGGGAAGGCCAAAGGCAGGGCCAUGCAGUACCACAACAACAUCGGCAAGGAGGACGGGCUGCGGCUGUACGGCACCUUUGUGUCUCUGUGUGAGAGGGAACUCGCCGCCGCCGCCGGGAGCGGGGCUGAAGUGACGGUGAAACACGGGACGUAUGGAAACAGACAAGUGCUGAAACUCGACACCAAUGGGCCAUACACACAUCUGAUGGAGUUCUGAACUGGUGGGAAAGUAGAGAUAAAACUUUGAGUUUAGCUCACACAUCUAUUUCCACUGUUGAGGUUGAAAGUUGCCUGUUAAUUAAUGUCUAAAUAUCUACCAACAAGGCUAGAGACAGUCUCUGGUGUUUUCUAAGACUAAUGCAUUGAUAUUUUUGAUUAAAAACAAAUGA